AAUAGUAAAUAAGAUUUAAAACCAUGAAGAACCACACUCCAUACCAGUCGGUGGCGGUAAUGCACAUCAUAACGUUAUUUGUCAACUGCCAAAAAAUAACAGAAGAAGAAGAAGCCAGUUCGUUUUAUCGUACCCAACGCCGGCUAGCUUACAGUUUAAAGAUGCAGCAACGCGAGGAGAAGCAGCUGGAAGCCUCGGUGGACUCUCUCAUCUCUCUGGUGGCUCACGUUAAAAACGCUCUGCAGAAUUUCAUUUACAAGCUGGAGAACGAAUACGAGCGCCUGACAUGGCCUUCUGUUCUGGACAACUUUGGGCUCCUGUCUGGUCAGCUGAACACCAUCAAUAAAAUGCUGAAGAAUGAGAAGACGCCAUCCUUUCGCAGCCAGGUUAUUAUCCCGCUGCUCCUGUCUCAGAAGCCGGACGAUGAUCUGACGGUCCUCACAGAGCAGCGCGUCCCGGUGUUCAGCCAUGAAAUCGUCCCAGACUACUUGCGAACCAAACCUGAUCCAGAGGUGGAGGAGCAGGAAAAGCAGCUGAGCACGGAGGCGACACGUAUUGGUCCUGAUGUUGCACAGAAACAGAUCCAGGCCUUGAAUAAAAUGUGUUCUAAUCUGCUGGAGAAGCUGAACAACCCUCGUGAAGACAGAGAUGCAGAAAGUGCUGCAUCACGACUGAACAAACCAUCCUUUAACCCCGGAGACACCAAUGCUUUGGUUGCAGCCGUUGCAUUUGGAAAAGGGCUUUCCAAGUGUAGGCCUCCUGGUCCCAUGGCUCCUGGACACCCAGGGCAGGGGCCUAUGAUGAGCGGAGGUCCAACCUUACAACAGGUCACCAUCGGGGGUGGUCCAGGCCAGCAAGGGGGUAUGGGAGGACCUGUAGCUCCACAGCAGCAAGGACAGCCAGGAAAAAUGCCAAGCAGCAUCAAGACUAACAUUAAAUCUGCAUCUGGUUCAAUGCAUCCCUACAACCGAUGAGCCGCCUUCUACUCGUCUGCAUUGCUAACAUUUCAGAGGCAGCAGCAUUACUAACAGGUCACCACCUCAUGGAAUGGACCAGGUUUUAGCAAGCUGAUGCUCAGCGGUCAGGCUUCUUUGUGGCAUGAGGUGAGACCUGCGGAAGGUCUCUAACUCCAUGUUGAGCUGUCUAUCCAGAACUAGUGUUGAAACUACAGCUAAACCUCAUGUUUUUAGCCACUAGAUGGCACUAUGUCACCAUUAAAGGGACUAAAUCAACUUUAUAUGUUUAAA
Messenger RNA from Girardinichthys multiradiatus, 1247 nucleotides. RefSeq names its product mediator complex subunit 8 (gene med8). The coding region runs from base 24 to 974 and encodes 316 amino acids. Gene Ontology annotation, molecular function: RNA polymerase II cis-regulatory region sequence-specific DNA binding; transcription coregulator activity. Gene Ontology annotation, biological process: regulation of transcription by RNA polymerase II. The transcript has 7 exons. The record is from RefSeq and is a predicted model, not a curated record. Gene Ontology annotation, cellular component: core mediator complex; mediator complex. NCBI's taxonomy places the organism in Eukaryota, Metazoa, Chordata, Actinopteri, Cyprinodontiformes, Goodeidae.